Molecule: messenger RNA, 6189 nt
Organism: Psilocybe cubensis
Lineage: Eukaryota; Fungi; Basidiomycota; Agaricomycetes; Agaricales; Agrocybaceae
Exons: 25
Coding region: 1-6189 (2062 amino acids)
Biological process (GO): calcium ion import across plasma membrane
Cellular component (GO): membrane; voltage-gated calcium channel complex
Molecular function (GO): high voltage-gated calcium channel activity
Source: RefSeq, a predicted model, not a curated record
AUGUCGCAGCAAACGCAGGACCGAGACCCCUUUUACGUGCCAAGUGACGAGCGCACUCAUCCGUAUGCUAUCGAUUCGACUCGACAGUAUACACCUCGGGUGCCAUCGCACACUUACAGCGACGAUUCCUAUACGAAUCAAAUAGCUGGGCCGUCGACGACGUCUCUCGUGCCAUCAGGGAGGGGCCACUUUGAACAUGAGAUGGACGAUGGGCAUAGGGAGGACGACGAAGCUCAUUUGACGGCGAACAUGUCGCAUAGUGGUAUGGGGGAUCAUGGUUCCGAGGGAUACAGCUCGAACGACCCAGAAAACGAGGGUGGUCAGACGCCCCGGUCCCGAAGGCGGACACUGCGAUAUAGCGUGUCGCCUUCACCGUUGAAGAAGACGGAAACAGCUAUCAAGUCGGUGUCGAAGAACCUGCGGAGAAUGUCGUUGCGCGUCGUGAAUCUGGCGAAUACGGGCUUGGAGGGGCAGCUCAGGCUCGGGGAUAAUGACCAGGACAAAGAUAAAAAGCUACAGGAUGACGAAGACGACGAUGAGCCUCCAAUGCCAGACUUGAAGCAGGUUCUACCAAUUCGCGGUCGGACACUGGGAUUCUUGGGACCGGACAGCCGCGUUCGCCUGGCACUAUUUAGAUUUCUCGUUCAUCCUCUAACUGAACCUAUGAUUCUGAUAUUAAUCGUGUUAAACGCUGCUGUAUUAACCGCCCAGGCCUUCCCUUCUCUGACGCUUCCAACUGCAAACGGCCCAGCGCUUCCACCCAUUGUAAAAGGCUACUUUCAUUCUUGGACGGACUAUGUUCUAUUUGUACUCUUUAUUGUAUUUACGCUAGAAGCUGUUGCUCGCAUAUGUGUUACUGGAUUCUUGUUCGACCCCGAAGUGUCGAUGUUCACGCUCUUUUCUUCUCCGACAGCACAAUCAGAACCAUAUACCCCAGCACCUGUGCCUACACCAGGCAUGGCGCGACCUACAACAUUAACGCGUGGCCCAUCUUUUUCGCAACGUCUUUCACGCCUUCAAAAGCGGAUUUUCCGCCCCUUUGCGCUCAGUGCACCCCCACCCGCUUCAGUAUAUCCAAUGACCUCGACAGCUCAUGCAACUAGCAAUCCUUACCGGGACAACUUAACAAACGGGCGCGCCAACGGUACUGCGGGCGCUGGAAUGCAUUCCACCCAACGACCGCCCAACACCAGCUUCCCGCCAGAGAAUCAUGAACCUACCAUACUCUCGAUGGCUAUGCGCUCGGAGAACAGCGCGAACCACCCGGAUUCUAUCGCACUUCCUUUCCGGUUGAGCAUUGGUCAUCUGCACGAUAAAACAUCGCGUAAUGUGCCUUAUCUCAGGCAAAGCUGGAGCAGGAUUGAUUUUAUUGCAAUCAUUAGCUUUUGGAUAACAUUCGCUUUGGCAAUUACGGGCGCCGAGAAGGGUAAAUACCACAUUGGGGUGUUCAGGGCGAUGAGUGUGAUCAGAACUGCGAGACUCUUGACGAUUACUUCAGGUACCACUACUAUAAUGCAUUCAUUAAAGACCGCCAGACCUCUCUUGACGAGCGUGGCUUAUUUUGUGCUAUUCGCUAUGGUCCUAUUUUCAAUUAUUGGAGUGCAAUCUUUUAACGGUUCUUUGCGACGCACCUGUGUCAUUAGCCCAACUCUCGGAGAAGGACCACACCUGCGAGACGGCCAAUUUUGCGGCGGAUACAUCGACCCUGUGACAUUAAAUGCGACAGGGUACCUUCAACAAGAUAAUUCUACGACGACGAGCCCGAAAGGUUACAUAUGCCCUCUUGGCCAAGUCUGCAUGGAAAUCUCUAACCCAAAAAUGGGCAUUGAAAGUUUCGAUGCGAUAUACUAUUCAGCACUUCAAGUUAUUAUCGUUGCCACCGCCAAUGGCUGGACUCCUUUAAUGUACUCAAUGAUAGAUGCUGAAUUCUUUGUCUCGUGUUUUUUCUUCAUUAUUGCUGUCGUUGUUCUCAACUUCUGGCUCAUCAACUUAUUUGUCGCCGUCAUUACCAAUACCUUCGCUGCUAUCAGGUCCGAAACGAAGAAAAGUGCAUUCGGAGCUGCUCCACUCAUCGCCAUCGAUAAGGAGAAAGAUGACGGAUGGGCCAUUGUGGAUGGACGUAAAGCAGUUACAAGAUCUAACCCAGCGAGGACCAUAUAUGCCUACACAAAAUGGUGCUGGAUCAUUCUCGCACUCACUGAACUUGUCCUUCAAGCCACACGAACUGUCAACGUCUCGCCAAUGCACGAAACGUUGAUGUUUUAUGGUGAAAUCGCUAUCACCAUUGCUUUUGAUUUUGAAAUUGGUCUUAGAGUCCUCGCAACGUUACCGGAUUGGAGAUCAUUUUUUAGACACGGGAAUAACUGGCUUGACUCAAUUUUUGCCAUUGUAUCAACAAUCAUACAAAUUCCUGUCAUUCGGCACUCGGCAGUAUACCCUUGGUUUACGAUCUUCCAGUUGGCAAGGUUCUAUCGUGUGAUUUUGGUCGUUCCACGCAUGAAGCCAUUGCUGAUGGCGGUGUUCGGUAACAUGUACGGUCUUUCGAACAUGGCAUUGUUCCUAGUCAUCAUCAACUAUAUCGCCGCUUUGGUGGCCGCCCAAUUUCUUCGAGGCGAUUUUGGAGAUGAUGUCACUAUAAACUUUGGCGAGAUUUUCAAUUCCUUUUUGGCAAUGUAUCAGGUUUUCUCCUCGGAGAAUUGGGUCGACGUUUUGUAUGGUGCUGGGAUGGCGGAAAUGCCUCUUGGGCAGACGGUCAUCGCCCUGAUAUUCAUUUCCGCGUGGAUGUUAUUUGCAAACUUUAUUGUUCUCCAAAUGUUCAUUGCCGUGAUCAACGAAAAUUUUGAAGUUGCAGAGGAACAGAAGAAGGGGAAACAAGCAUCAAACUACUACAGUCAACACAAAGCUCGACACGGCACAGUCACUUGGCUUAGGCGUUUGAAUCCUUACCGAUUUGUAAAAGCUAACCCUGAAACAGCCAAAGUGUCGAACUUGCCCUCGAACCUCGUUUUGCCUAUGCAGAAGACACUGGUGCAAGAUUACGCCAUCUCUAGAGUUGACUCGAGGACCACAACGGCACCUGUUCAAAAAUCAGUUCGGAAACGUCGCUUUAUGAAGCCUCAACAUUACUCGUCGAAAUCAUUGACUGCAUUGCAACAGUUAUUUGCAGGCGAAGCUAAAAUGCAAGAUAUUCCUAUGAAUACUUUACAUCGCCGACAAGAACCAAGUGCGGAUCCUUUUGAUGAGGAAAUGGACCGGCACCUGGAGCUUUUGGCUUCUGUCAACCCGACGGUCGGCCUUGCAGAAGCUGCAGACGACGAAUACCACGAAAGACGGGCUCAGAAGGCUGACUUCAUCCGCGACCAUCCGUCAUAUGACAAAGUAUUUUGGGUCAUCGGCCAGAAGAAUUGGUUGCGCAAACUCUGUCAAAAGGUCGUCCAGCCAGCCAGAGGAGAGCGAAUUUUUGGCACACCACCGUCUCCAGUUGCACAUCCUAUUUUCCAACUGGUAUUGCUUCUAACUGUCAUUGGGGGCAUUGUCGUUGAAGGCAUCGCUACACCCGCAUACCGUCGUCAUUAUUUUCAGCAAUUCGGACUGAUUCGUGGGGCAUGGUUCGAAAUCGCAGAAGCGGCAUUUGGAUUCUCCCUUUUUGUCGAAUUCAUGAUCAAAAUCAUCGCCGAUGGGUUCGUUUUCACCCCAAACGGCUACCUUCUAAGUAUAUGGAACUGCUUGGAUUUUGUGAUCAUGAUUGGGAUUAUCAUCAACGUCACGACUGGUUUGAUAUUCAUCGGUGGACUUAGUCGAUUUACACGGUCUUUGAAAGCUCUCAGGGCACUCAGGCUUAUCACGCUCAUCGACAAGAUGAGAAACACGUUCCAGACUCUCAUCAUCUCUGGAGCAAGCCGGAUCUUGGAUGCUGCUGUUUUGGCAAUCCUAUACAUGAUUCCCUACGCUGUCUGGGGUCUCAAUAUCUUCAACGGUCGAAUGAACCUUUGCAAUGACGGCGAUGCCAAUGGUGUAGAGGAUUGUAUUGGAGAGUAUGUCAAUACUGUUUACGACGAUGCUUUUGGCUUCCCUGUUCCUCGGUCCUGGGACAAUCCAUCACCAUCCACCACAUUUAGCUUCGACUCAUUCCGCUCUUCGUUGCUCAUUCUCUUCGAGAUCGUGUCUCUGGAAGGUUGGAUUGAUGUUAUGGGUGUUGCGACCAGUAUUACUGGGCCGGGACAGCAACCAAGGACCAAUGCGUCACAGGCGAAUGCCAUCUUCUUCGUUAUCUAUAACCUCAUGGGUGGUGUUGUGAUCUUGACACUCUUCAUUAGUAUUAUCAUAGGGAAUUUCAGUUCGAAAACUGGUACUGCUCUUUUGACGAAAGCCCAGCGCGAGUGGAUCGACUUGCAGAAAUUGUUCAAGAGGCAGAAGCCGUCCAAGCGUCCAAAGGUUCGACCCACAGGUCGCAUAAGGAAAUGGUGCUUUGAUCGUGCCGUUCACAAGCAUGGAUGGUGGUCUAGAGCAACUACAUUGUUGUUCGUUCUUCACAUUAUCGCGUUGAUGACACAAUCAUUCUCUACAACCGCCAACUUGGCAGAAACCUUCCGAAACGACUUCUUCCUUGCUCUCAUGUUCAUUUUUCUUGUGGAUGUCUUCAUUCGGUGGUUUGGCCUCGGAUGGCGAAGCUUCCGUGCGAACGGCUGGAAUCUUUUUGAUAUGGUAGUUGCCAGCGGAAGCUUUAUAACCACCCUUAUUGUCCGCUUCGGUCACAGCGGGUACGGCACACAACAACUACAAAAGUUGUUUUUGGUCAGCAUCGCAUUCAAGCUCGUGCAACGUACCAACAGCUUGAAUAUGCUCUUCAAGACCGCGGUGUCAAGUCUUCCGGUCAUCUUCAGCCUGUUGGGCCUAUGGCUCGUGUUAUUCAUCUUCUUCGCGAUCUUAUACAUGGAAGUUUUCGGAUUAACGAAAUGGGGUGGAGCGGAGACGCCGACCACAAAUUACUCUUCGUUGGGAUCAGCACUUGUGAUGCUUGCGUUCCAGAGUACUGGCGAGGGAUGGAACCAGUACAUGCAUGAUUAUGAUCUAACUUACCCGCGAUGCACUGAAUCUCCAAAUGAGUCUGAGUCGGAUUGUGGAAGUACCGCAUGGGCAUUUACACUAUUUAUUGCCUGGAAUCUGCUCAGCAUGUACAUCUUUGUCAACAUGUUUACUGGUGUGGUCGUCGAGAAUUUCUCCUAUGUGUUCCAGGCUUCGGGCAGCGGGUCUAAGUCAAUCUCGAGAGAGCAAAUGCGUUCAUUCAAAAAGAUAUGGGGCGAAUUUUCGAAUCAGAAAACUGGUUACCUCGAGCGUCACCGUUUCGCAGCGUUUUUUCAGAAACUCACUGGAGUGUUUGAAGUUCGCAUCUACCCAGCCGAGUAUAGCGUCCGGAAUAUACUCAGCGUCUGCAAAGAUCCUUUAGACAAGAAAGCCUGGGGCUCUCGUGUGGUGGAUGGUGUUGACCUCAACAAAUUGGAAUCAAUCGUAGAUGGCAUUGACUACGCUGACGUGCGGAAGCGGAAGGCCAUAUACAGACGCCUCUACCAUGAAGCCAGCAUAUCACACGAGCAAGGUCUAGGAAUAUCUUUUACUGACAUGCUUACCCUUCUGGCACAUCAUAAAUUGAUUGUUGAUGCAGAGGCAUUGGUCUUACAAGACCUAGUUGUGCGGACAGAGACGAACAAAUUGGUCACUGAUCUUGUCAACUUGGAUCGUGUGCGCUCGCUGUUGAAGACAAUCUCGUAUCGGCGACGUUUUCUGGCGCAUCUUGAGAGAAAACGGGCCGAGAAAUAUGAGCAAGACAUCCCUUCCAUCGUGGUCGAAACGAUGCCAGGGACGCCCCCCAUGUCGUCGCGUGAUAUCUCCAGUGCUGGAUUUGGUGAUCAUUCAUUCUCACCAGGAAGCCCGACACCUGUCCCCUUGAAUCCUCGAUACAGUCAUGCAGAUUAUUCUCUCGCGAUGGACACAUCGUCCGGACCGAAGCUGCAACGUAGCAGUCGCCGUGGAAGUGAUUACAGCACAUUCACAGCCGACACCUUCAGGUCGCCACGAACAUCUCUGGUUGAUGAUGAUCCGCAAGAUGUCGUAAAUGCCAUGCAGAGUUCAGUUUGGGGAGAUCUUAUGAUGGAGGUUGCAGAAGAGGAAAAAGGCAACAAAGGCUUUUAA